AUGAUCUAUGAUGAGGAUAGCCGUGAGAGUGCUGCUCAUUACAAGUCCUUGCAUGAUAAGAAAGGAAAAAGGAAAUUCCUAGGGAAGUCGUAUGAUGGUAAGAAGAAAGAUGGUGAUGGAAAGAAGCCUAGUGGGGAAGGAUCUCACACUCCUGUCAAGUGCUUUAGAUGUGGUGUUGAGGCACAUCGGGCUCCCGAGUGUCCUAAGGGCGAUGUAACUUAUUUCAAGUGUGGCAAGCAAGGUCACAAAUCUUUUGAUUACAAAGUUGGUUCGAAUGUGACUUGUUACAACUGUGGUGAGCAAGGGCACAUUAGUACCAAGUGCAACAAGCCGAAGAAGGAGCAAGCCAAAGGGAAAGUGUUUGCAUUGUUCGGUGCUGAUACUUCUGCUGAGGAGAGAUUGAUUCGAGGUACAUGCUUUAUUAAUAAUAUGCCUUUGAUUACUAUUAUUGAUACCGGUGCGACGCAUUCUUUUAUUUAUUUGGAUUGGGCUAAGAGAUUGAAUCUUGAAUUAUCUGUUAUGCGUGGAAGCAUGAUUAUUGAUACUCCGGUUAUGGGUUCAGUGACUAGUUCAUCUGUUUGUUUGAAAUGUCCGUUGAAUAUCUGUGAUAAAUAUUUUGAAGUUGAUUUAGUGUGUCUUCCAUUGAGUCAACUUGAUGUUAUUUUGGGAAUGGACUGGUUAAAGGCCAACCAUAUCUAUAUCAAUUAUUUUGCGAAAGUUGUUCUUUUUCUUGAGCCAGAGAAGGAAGGUGAUUUAUUCUUGUCUACUCAACAAGUGAAUGAAUCUGUGUGA
This is a messenger RNA of Lathyrus oleraceus (garden pea), 792 nucleotides long. RefSeq lists its product as uncharacterized. The transcript has a single exon. Lineage: Eukaryota; Viridiplantae; Streptophyta; Magnoliopsida; Fabales; Fabaceae. Gene Ontology annotation, molecular function: nucleic acid binding; zinc ion binding. Bases 1 to 792 code for a protein of 263 amino acids. The record is from RefSeq and is a predicted model, not a curated record.